AAACUUCCUAGUACAGGAAUAUGGUCGUACUUUGUUUGCUGUGCUUAAACACUAGAAAGCCAACUCAAACCGCACCAUUCUUCAAACUCUGAAAGUAAGCUUCGCUACUAAGCAAACUCAACACCGCACCACUCUUGGAACUCUGAAAGUGAAAAUGUCUUUCUCGCCUUCGCCUUCAAAAUCUCGUCGUCCUCAAAUUCUCGCUAAUUGCUCUCCGAAUCUCCUCAAACAAAUGCAACAAGAUACCUGCUACAUAUGUAAACAAGUUGGACAUUGGUCUUGGUUCUGUCCUUACAAAUCCCCCACUAAGCCCGUUUCGCCCGAGCCCAAGCCCAAGCCCAAGCCCGAUUCCCCAGUUUCCUCCGACGCCAUACAGUGCCGUUGUGGCCAUGGCGCUUGCGAAGUCAAAACCUCACGGAGUGGCAGGAACUUCUAUGCCUGCCCCAUCAAAAGGGGGAUAAAAUGUAAGGAUUUUGUGAAGUGGUGCGAUGAUCCUAUUGAUGAGAGAGAUUUACAGCCUCCACCGUUCAAGUACCCUGUGUGUGCGUGUGAGGCCGGAGUGUGUAGAAGGGUUAUGGGUACUGAGAGCCACGAUGCCUUUAAGUACUAUUUUACUUGCCCUUUUAGACAGGGUCAUGGCUCUUGUGGGUACCGUGUGUCGGUGGAUGAAUUGCUCAAUAGCAAUAGCAGAAACACUGUUCCUAUCCAGCAAGAUGAAUUGCUCAAUAACAAUAACAGAAACACUGUUCCUACCCGGCAAAGCAGGCAAAGAAGUCUGCAUGAUUUUUUUGAGGGGUGCCAAAAUGAUAAAGUUGAUGAUGAGUUGGGUAAGGAAGAUGGUUUGCAAGUACAGAUCAAAAGGAUAAGAAUCACGGACUGUUCUGAGAGUCCUGAGAUUUCAGAGAAAGAAGAUGCAGGUGCAGCACUAAAUAGAGCCAGUUUGAAACGGGUUGAUGAUGGCGAUAGAGAAUUUACAAACUCAGUGUCAUGGGAGAAAAUUGAGGCACAAGCGUUUCUAUUUUUGUCUAGUCUAUCAGCAACUUCAAGGAUCCGUUGGCGACAGAUUAUGUUUCAGAGGCGCAUUUUCUCUGGUGUUUCAUUUGGAUCUUGUCCAAUGGGUUGGCUAGGCCGCCUUCUUUUCUUCUAUCCAACACGAAGCUUGAAAAUCCCCGCACCACAACCAUUUUUCUGUUGUAUCUUCCCAUCCUAUGAUCCAAUAUUUGUUCCUAAACAUACAAGUAUGCCUGAUUGUCCUAAUGAGUUCAACCAACAUGCUAUUAGCGUUGUCCCACUUUCAACUGGUUGCCUUACUGAGGUUUCUGGAGACGUAGUGAGUCCCAGUAAAUCACAAGAUGAAAGAAAGUCAAUAAUGUCAAAGGCACAAAGGCAUAGAGAAGUGGUUUUGUUUACACAACAACGACUUCUUAGCGAUCUAGAGACCAUGGAUCUGUGCGAGCAUGAGUCCAUGAGAGAGGCAGCAGAGUUCACUUUUGGAAUAAUAAAAAAUUUAGGAGUUGAUUAUAAACAAUUUUCUGAUCAUGUCUUGGACUAUAUCAAUUUUGUAUCAUCAAUUGCAGAAAUAGACAGGUGCAUGGAAAAUUCCCUUACUAUGGAGGAGGACAAUAGACUCUUUGAGGAGCAGAAAAUGAGAUUUGCUCAACUCCAAGAUGACCAUGCAAAAGCUGAAGCCUUGCUUGAAGCAUUAAAUCGGCAAAGACAAUUGCUUUGUGAACAGGUCUCUAAUCUCAAGGCCAUGCUCAAUGAAAAGAAAAAACAGUUGGAGUUUUGUGAGUUGGAGACCUUGAAGAUAGAGACUCACCUUGGUGAUUUGAAAAGGAAAAUACUGGAGACUGAUUUAACAUUGAAGGAAAGAGCUGAGCAAACAGAAGUAGCAAGGAAACUAAGUGAAGAGAGACAAGCAAAGGAAAUUGCAGCUAAGGAAAUGCUAGAGAAGGCAAAACUUGAACUAGAAAAUUAAUUACUCCAUAUUAGUGAGGUGUAUGUAGCACAAUUUAUGUAAAUAGUGUAUAUUUAAGCUCAUUUUCUUCCCCCUCCCGAGCUGUGUAGGCUUUUGCUUCUAACAUUGGCAAGCUUAAUGCAUGUAAUAAUUCAUCUUAGAAUAAUGUUUUUAGAUGCUUUCUAUGGUAAUUCAUCGAAUCUCUUCUCUUA
Messenger RNA from Cajanus cajan (pigeon pea), 2169 nucleotides. RefSeq lists its product as uncharacterized. Lineage: Eukaryota; Viridiplantae; Streptophyta; Magnoliopsida; Fabales; Fabaceae. Gene Ontology annotation, molecular function: nucleic acid binding; zinc ion binding. The record is from RefSeq and is a predicted model, not a curated record.